GCGGCUACUGUUAUAAAAAAGAGAGAGAGCGAGAGAGGGGAAAAAAAAAGAGCUGAGUAAUGCUGGAGCUUUCUGCGGCUGAUGCAAACCUGGAGAAUUUGCAUCAUCAUUUAUCUGGAGUAAGUUGGUGUGACAGGCAGGAGCUUAAAUACAAGCCCACGAGGAGGCUGCCUGGUUUCUAAUGACAGCAUAGACUCAGCUGCGGCAACAGAGAGAGGAGGAGGAGGAGAGGAGGAGGAGAGGAGGAGGAGGAGGAGGAGGAGGACGGGAGCACCAUGACCACACAGGUGUUUCUCAGCACUGAUCACUGAGCAGGCAAGGAGCAAACUUUUACCGUCUGAGUUUUCCUCUUGCCUGCAAGGGAUCACCUGAAGGUCCCAGCAAGAGACCAGCCGGUCUCAGGAGCAGUAGCCCAGGGUUGAAGUUUGGGGGGGCGUGGGGGUUUGUGGGGAGCAUGGUCAGGAAGCCCAGCCUGGCCCGGGGCAGCCUCCUGGCGGGCGGCGCGAAUGGGGGGCCGCCCGCCGUGGCCCUGAAGAAGAAGAUCACGCUGCUGCGGGGGGUGUCCAUCAUCAUCGGGACCAUCAUCGGCGCGGGCAUCUUCAUCUCCCCCCGGGGCGUGCUGCAGAACACGGGCAGCGUGGGCCUGUCCCUCACCGUGUGGACGCUCUGCGGGCUGCUGUCCCUGUUUGGGGCCUUGUCUUAUGCCGAAUUGGGAACCAGCAUUAAAAAAUCUGGUGGUCAUUACACGUAUAUUCUGGAAGCCUUUGGCCCAUUACCAGCUUUUGUGCGCGUCUGGGUGGAGCUCCUCAUAAUACGCCCUGCAGCCACUGCUGUGAUAUCCCUGGCUUUUGGGCGCUACAUUCUGGAACCAUUUUUUGUCCAUUGUGAAAUUCCUGAACUUGCCAUCAAACUCAUUACAGCUGUCGGCAUCACUGUAGUGAUGGUCCUAAAUAGCGUGAGUGUCAGCUGGAGUGCCCGGAUCCAGAUUUUUCUAACCUUUUGCAAGCUCACAGCAAUUCUGAUAAUUAUAGUCCCCGGAGUUAUGCAGCUAAUUAAAGGGCACACCCAGCACUUUAAAGAUGCCUUUUCUGGAAAUGAUGCGAGCAUUGUACGUUUGCCUUUGGCGUUUUACUACGGAAUGUACGCCUACGCGGGCUGGUUCUAUCUCAACUUUGUUACUGAAGAAGUGGAUAAUCCUGAAAAGACCAUCCCCCUGGCCAUCUGCAUUUCCAUGGCCAUCGUCACCGUCGGCUACGUCCUGACCAACGUGGCUUACUUCACCACCAUCAGCGCCGAGGAGCUGCUGCUUUCGAAGGCCGUGGCCGUGACCUUCUCUGAGCGGCUCCUGGGCAAUUUCUCCCUCGCGGUUCCCGGGCUCGUAGCCCUCUCCUGCUUCGGCUCCAUGAACGGCGGGGUGUUUGCUGUCUCCAGGCUGUUCUACGUGGCAUCCCGGGAGGGUCACCUGCCGGAAAUCCUCUCCAUGAUCCACGUCCGAAAGCACACUCCGCUGCCGGCCGUGAUCGUCCUGCACCCUCUGACGAUGAUCAUGCUCUUCUCCGGGGACCUCAACAGUCUUCUGAACUUCCUGAGUUUUGCCAGGUGGCUUUUCAUUGGCCUGGCUGUGGCGGGGCUGAUUUAUCUCCGAUACAAACGCCCGGAUAUGCACCGUCCUUUCAAGGUGCCGCUCUUCAUCCCGGCCUUGUUCUCCUUCACCUGCCUCUUCAUGGUCGCCCUGUCCCUUUACUCCGACCCCUUCAGCACGGGCAUCGGCUUUGCCAUCACACUGACCGGCGUCCCCGCCUACUAUCUCUUCAUUAUCUGGGACAAGAAACCCACGUGGUUCCGGACAGCAUCAGACAGAGUAACCAGAACAUUGCAGAUAAUACUGGAAGUUGUACCAGAAGAAGAUUGUCAUAAAUUAUGAAUUAUGUGAAAUCUUGGCAAUCUGUUUCCAGCCCGUUUCUGCCCAAUGGGCAAAAAUGCACUUUGGAGCUUCACUUCAUUUUCUGAAAAUCCGUGAUUGCAACUUUGGCGAUGGACAAAAGGAAUCAGUUUCUAUCUCUGUUCAAACUGGUUUCCCAGAGACUUAGUUGUGACUCCGUUUUCUGUCGAGUUCCUGUGCAAAUGAACUAUGAGUUCGCAAGGUUCUGAAGUGCCUGGCACCUCCUGCCAAGAAGAGAAUGCACAAGUGUUUGAGUGGUGAUUCUCUGCAUCACGUUUUCCCAUGGAGAAAAGCCUUUAUAUUGAAGAUGAGGUCUUUUCUGUAUGUGAUGGUUUUUAUAAAAACGAGCAUUUGUAUAGUGUGGAUGACGCUACUGUGAAAAGUGUUUUCUACUCGUAUUAAAAAAAAAAAAACAAGUCUAUCCUCAUGAUGACCUCGAGGUAGGGCAUUUAUUUAACGUUGACAUUGCUCUGCUUUGCUUUAGCAAUUUAGAUCACACUUACCUUUUAAUGGGUGACGCCCAGAACAUUUUUUGAACAAAAGACAGAGGAAACUAUGCCUUAUUUUCUUGAGAACAUUAAACAAGAGCUUGUAGGAGCUAUUCUCUAGGAGACAAAACUAGGAGAGGUGCAAAUAUCUUGGAGAAUUAGUGAUGCUAGAAGUGUUUCCACUCAUUAUUACCAAGUCUAUGGUUUUGUGCCAUUAUGUUUUCAUUUUGGCCCAUUUGAUUAGGAAAGUUAGUAACCAACUUUCUUAGAGUGAAGCAGUAGUCAGACAGUUAAUCUUCUUAAGCACCUCCACCUAUUUCACUACAUAAACCUGAAUCGUGCAAUUAAAAAUGGUCAAAUGACAACAAAAUAGAAGAUUGAAGUCACCACGCUAGUAGCCCCAAUGUUAUAUGGAUUUCUGUAAUCUAUCUAUAGGCAAUUUUGUAAUUCUGAACUUUAAAAAAAAAGUAGCUAUUUUUACAUGGUGAUAAAUUUUGACAGUUUGUAUAUUUCCUUUCUACAUUUUACAUUUUAUAUUCGGUUAAAAUAUCUCUGUGGCUGAAACUGUCCAGAUCAAUUAGGAAAAGGAAUAUAUUUACAUAAAUAUUGAGGCAGAAAUGUCACUGCUAAGUAAGAUUUACUACUGAUAUUUCUGAAAAUUUUCCAUUUGUCGAGGCUUUGUCAGUAACUUCUUCACUUUAAUUAUCAUUCAACUUGCCAAAGAGAUAUCUAAUACACACAUUCAUGCAGUUUCUCUCUCUCUCUCUCUCUCUCUCUCUCUCUCUCUCUCUCUUUAUUAUCAGACAGGUGGUAUUUCGCUAGGUUUAGAAAAUAGUGUGAACUUUUCAAAAGAGAGUAACAUAUAUCUAAGGUUAAAUGGUUCAUUAUGGCCAGAAUAUGUGUCACUCUUUAAUUUUUUUCCAUUUGAAAUAAUGUUUUAGAAGAAUUAUCCUGAAUGAAAUUAUUAAGAACAGAUGUGAGAGUUCAUAAAAAAUUGAUCAGGGUAAAAUUGAUUUGUAAUUUGAAGAAAACCCAAUUAACUAAUUUCAAAUUUUGUGCUUGAUAUAUGUGUGUGCAUAUAUAUGUGUGUGUAUAUGUAUAUAUAUACACACUAUAUAUAUAUAUAUAUAGACUUUUUAACGGGAGAUUCUUUUAGGGUCUAUCAAUAAAUUUAUAAAGAUUACAUCCCUUUUCCCUUACUGUAGGGGUCUAAAAAUUUAACCUGUAUUCUCUACAACCUAUAUUCAUUUGUCUGCAUUUCUCUCUAUUGUUGCUAGAGAUAAAAAGAGAUUUGGUUAAAUUCCCAUUUAUAAUGGUAUGUGUCCAUAUGAUUUAAAUCAACAGUGAUUGUGUUUGUGCCUGCCCCGUGAAACCCGAUGAAGUCUCCUGGAAAAGUUUGUGUAGUUCCCAAUGAUUCCAGAGGUUGAUGUGUUUCUAACAGCUGUGGUGGCAGAUUAGGUUCCUUGUUGUAAUUUUAGGUUAUUUUGGUCAUAAUUUAUAUUUAUAUUUUAUGACCUAACUAGACUAUUUAUUGUUCAUUCCACUAAUUUCAAAAAUCUGUUUUGCAUUGGUAAUUUAUGCUAUCACUGAACUCUGCGCCAGGCUGUUUUCACUCGGGGCACCCCAGAGGGAGUCGGCUGAGAACCCUCCCCACCCCAAGGCCCUGGCAGCCGACCUUCACCAUCCAACCGUCACCACACUCCAGGCCACUUUCCGACUGCACAGCUACAAAGUAGCUGUGUGACACAUUAUAAGACACUUCCUACCCAUUUUCCAUAAUUACCACACCAUAUUUGGGUAAUGUAUAUAUACCUCUUGGAGAGCCCGGCAAGCUACUGAGUGUAUCCGGCCCGCGCGGGCAGAGCCUGGCAAGCAACCCAUUCUGUAUUCGAUAUGCCAAAAACAGUAACGAUAGGUCUCAUUCCCCUGACCCUGAAAGAGCCUCCAAUCAUUGGGAAAGACGAGUAAGGAGAGGCUGCUAAAAUCUCAGGGCUGGGAGGAAUAGAAAUGUUACUGGCGCCCGCUUGAGUAAAUCGAUGAACAACGGGAUGACAGUGAUACAGUGAUCAUUGUACUAUACCUUUUCCUAAAUCAGUCAUUUAAGAAAAGUAAUACAGAUUUGAGGUAUAUGUCAACCUUUUAUUAUUUUUUUUUCUCAGCCUGUUUUUUAAAGAUGAGUCAUGGAAAGAUGAAGUCUUCUUGCAAUUGGGAAUCAAAAUUCAUAAUUUUUUUUGUAGAAUGCUAUCCUGCCCAAUAGUUUGAAAACUCUCCUAUGCACACACAUGUAUACUUUUAUAUUAUAUGAAAUAUUUGUUCAAGAUCAGAGAGAUCAUCCAGGGGUUCUGGCACUUGUCUUGCAUGCAGCUGACCUUGGUUCAGUCCUUGGCACUGUACAGGGUACCCCGAGCACCACUAGUAGAAAUCCCUGGGCACAAAGCAAGCACGGAGCCCUUAGCAUUGCUGCAUGUGACUGAAAACCAACAAACCUAUUCACUCGUUCAUAUAUUUGGUAUAUAGAUUUAUUGUAGCACAAAUGUAAAAGUGGUCAUUGUAGCAUAAGAAAAUUAAUAUGCUGUUUCUAAGCAUGCUGGAUUUGGUGGCAUAGAGAAUUCCUAGUAUUUAGUUAGAUCAAGGUAAGACUUCCAAAACCGAAAAUAUUGGUAGAAAUAUAGACUGAUAGUCCACAUAGCAUUAUAAAGUAUUUUAUGGAAUAUUUUGGAUCUUAUUUUAUGUAUUUGCAGGAGAUCAAAUUGCCACUUAAAAAUUCUUCCAACUAUUUAAAAAUCUUUCCAUUAUUUAAAAGAUGAGGUUAUAUUGCUGAGAUUUUUGUUGGAUUAAAUGAAGAAAAUCUGACUUUUUAAAUGGCGAUUUGAUCUCCUGCAAAUAUAUCUUGGUCUUGUCUUUCUUGAGACUGGAGAGUUUUCCUGGAAAGAAUGAUGGUAGUCUGCAAGAUAGCUAACAGGUGUGUGCAUGCACUGUGUGCACACAUACCUGUGUGCUAUUCCUCUUCCACCCCGUGGUGAAAAAACACGAGGACAGGUGAUGAUUUGGUUACAUAAUAGUUGUUGGUAAUUUAACACUAAAACAUGUCUGUGCCAAAUAUGCAUAUUGUCUCAUGUGCCUGGCAAAGUUGUCACCCCAUUGCUGCCGUCAGGAUGAGUAGCCCAAGCUUGAUCAUUUCUCUCACCACAAUGCUCUGUGAGCUAUCAUCGGUCUUCAGAAAGUCCUUACCUUAUCCCUGCUUGCAGGUGAAUGUAUUGCUCAGAAAGGGGACAUCUUUGACCUGGAGUUGCUCUCUUAAAAUUGAAGGAUGGGUUAUGAAAAGCGAGAAAACUGGAGAUUAGAGUAGCUGAAAUUAAAGGUGUUGUGUGAUUGGAGGUGACAAUAUUUUGCUAUAAUUUAUUGUGCACUGUAAUCAGCUGUUAUAAUUGAUGGGCACAGAUAACUUUCCCAGGAAGCCUGUGGGACAGAAGCUCCAGGCUGCUUAACUUAGACUGUCCCUUUCAAGUCCUCUCCCUCAGUUUGCAUUAGGAAGUUUUCACUAACUUUCUUCUAGACCAGCAAAAUUAUAUUACACUCCUGGUCCUGCAAAGUCUCUAUCUGACCCUCAGACAGGUAAAAUGACUGCAGCUAUGAGCUACAUUUCUCAUAUGAUCAGAUAAGAAAUAAGUAGAAAAUUUUUAGGAUUUUAAAAAAUAAUGUAGUGAGCUGAUUGAAGCUUCUAUGUGUAAGUAUAAGUGGUUUUCUCCAUAAUGUGCAUUAUGGGAUAUACAAGGACAGGGUUUUACCUUUGACGUAUUUUAUGUGUGAGUUUUGAGCCAUACUAACACAAUGGGCUUUUGACCGUAGUUAUUUUCAUUAGUUUGUAAAAGAAAGUGAUUUGGAAUUUGAAUGCAGAUGACUCAAGAAAUUUAUGCUUUACUUGAGUAUAAUCUUUCUUCAUCCUACUGUAUGUAAUAUGGAAUGUGUUAAGUGCUGGUAAUGUUUACAGAGUUAUAUCUUUCCUAACAAAGGCAGGAAUUUGAUAGGAAAGAUAAAGUUCUACAAAUGGCACUGUAGAACUGGUAAGAAGUAGGUAGAGGGUACAAAUUAGAGGAGCUAAUGAAUCAUCUUGACAGCUUCCAUUUACAUUUAACAUAUAGUAAAAAUAGCUAUAAUUAUUUUAGGUUAAUUUCCCAAUAAACAGUGUUUUUAAUCUUUUUCAGUAUAUAUGCCACAUAAUGGUGUUAUCUCUAGGUGGUAUUCAUACUAAAGAUCUUCUUGAUGGCCAAUUGGAAGAUUGUUCGUUUUUGCAUUUUCAAAAUUACUUGGCAUCUAAAAAUAAUUCUUGGCCUAUUUUUAGCACUUAUAGAAAAAUCACAAAGGCGUAAAUCAUGGUCUCAUGGAGAAUUAACCAAUUUUCCAUCUGUGGUGAAAUACUUCCUUACAACCUUAAAGGGCUAUUAACUCAAUUUUUUUGUUGUUGAGGGAAUCAACAAUUCUUUUUGUUUUAUUUUUAACAUUUCAACAUCUCCUCAGUAGAGGAGGGAGACUGCAAUUUGAUGCGAUUAACUUGGUUCUUUGUGAAGAAGCUGCCUUUUAGAGUUACUUCCUAGGGAGGUCCCUUUUUUCUCUUCCUAUUGGAUGUAAAAUAUCACUAAUAAUGAUGAGAGUUUCCAAAUAGAUAACGGUUAGAUGUGCACGUCACAGAUGCUUGGAUCAAGGGUACAUCCACAGUGUCACUGUCUCCUAGCAGUUUCGUGGAUCAAAGUGCUUUCGGGAGUAACAGUUCUCUCAAGGAACUCUCAGAGCACUGGGGCUCUGCCAUGUAUCCCCCAAGAGGGACCCCAGAGCUUGAAAGCAGACACACUUACCCCCACCUGGGCACUCCUGCUUCUAGUUUCUCAGAAUGACUUUUGACUGGAUUUCCUUAUUAGUUUGAAGACCUGCUUGCCGACUCCUCAUGACCGCUGUGGACACCUUCGAAGGUGGCACAGAGAGCUGGAGAGGGAACAUAGACUGAGAGGCACUUAGCUCUGGCAGCUGUGUCACCGGCCAGUGGUGAGCAGUGUGACUUAAGCAAGGACGUGAGGCCGGAUCACAGUUCCUCCUGUGAAGCAAUGCAGUGUCUUCCCUGGGUUUAGGUUGCACUGUCUUAGGCUCAGGGUUUCUGGAUUAUUAUUAUUUUUUUUUUUGGUCCUGGAAUUUCCCCUUCGUUCCAAUCUUGUAUUUACUGACUAUAAUAAUAUAAAGUAUAUCGUGUUGAGAAAUACUACUCUGAGCAUUUAGACUUGUUCCAAAUGAGUGUAUGCUGCGGCAGUAGUAACCUUUGACAUGAAACUACUGUGUACUUUACUGAUUUCAAACACUACCAUGUAGCACUUUUAUUGUACUUUUGUGUGUUCUACACAGAAACAAUAAGAAUCAUCCCAAAAUUUUUAGUGUUGGAUUAUUUUUAUCCUCUCCCUGGAGAAAUGAGUUAUCUAAUAGUUUUUCCUUGUGAAUAUGUUUAACUACUGCUGAAAAAUCUGUCAAGUGUUGAUACUUAGAUUUUAUAAACAGGGGUAUCUACUCAGAGAGUGUAUAUCAGCUUG
Molecule: messenger RNA, 8003 nt
Organism: Sorex araneus (European shrew)
Lineage: Eukaryota; Metazoa; Chordata; Mammalia; Eulipotyphla; Soricidae
Gene: SLC7A11
Product: solute carrier family 7 member 11
Exons: 12
Coding region: 455-1924 (489 amino acids)
Biological process (GO): amino acid transmembrane transport
Cellular component (GO): membrane
Molecular function (GO): L-amino acid transmembrane transporter activity
Source: RefSeq, a predicted model, not a curated record